Leptonychotes weddellii (Weddell seal) is the source of this 1466-nucleotide messenger RNA. RefSeq names its product family with sequence similarity 32 member A (gene FAM32A). The record is from RefSeq and is a predicted model, not a curated record. Lineage: Eukaryota; Metazoa; Chordata; Mammalia; Carnivora; Phocidae. Gene Ontology annotation, cellular component: nucleolus.
CAAACAGGAAGUGUGGCAGUUUACCUACAGAACUGCAAGCGGCGUCAUGGCGGCCUACGAGCAGGUUCAAAAGGGGCCCCUGAAACUAAAAGGCGUUGCAGAGCUCGGCGUCACCAAGCGGAAGAAGAAAAAGAAGGACAAAGACAAGGCGAAACUCCUGGAAGCGAUGGGAACGAGCAAAAAGAACGAGGAGGAGAAGCGGCGCGGCCUGGACAAGCGAACCCCGGCCCAGGCGGCCUUCGAGAAGAUGCAGGAGAAGCGGCAAAUGGAAAGGAUCCUGAAGAAAGCAUCCAAAACCCACAAGCAGAGAGUGGAGGACUUCAACAGACACCUGGACACCCUCACGGAGCACUAUGACAUUCCCAAAGUCAGCUGGACAAAGUAGCCUCCCCACCCAGGGUAUGGAGUGGCAUCAAGGGGAAGUGGAAGGCAAAGUUGGGGUUAUGUUUCGUGCCUUUGGUAUUUUCUAGAAACAUUCUUUUACACACACCCUUGCGUCUUCUGCUGAGACGAGUGCUUUCCAAAGCAGUGUGCCCUCUUUCUGGAACUUGAUUAAAGUAAGACUGUCCUUUUACUCUAUUUUGGUUUGUCGGUAGCAUAGAAGAUAAACCUUUUUAGGCUGGACUGGAAAUUUUUACAAGUUUAUCCAGAGAUUAAGUUAUUUCUGUGUGUCACAGAAAAGUGUCUUUACCCCCCAAGUUGCAUCUAACUCUGAUAGUCAGCCAGCUCUCUUUCCCUGGGUGAAACAGACUCCAGAAGAUAAGGAGUUAAUGCCCCCACGGGGCCCUGCGUGAGCUGUCCUCCCAGGCUCCCUCUAGCAUGGGGCUUAGGCUGUGCCUUCCGAGCCUAGGGAAGCCACUUGAACCUUCAUAGCCUUCGGAAUGCCUCUCCAGCCACCCUGGUGUUUGAGACAAUGCAGCCUGGAAAGCGGGACAACCGCCUAAGGCAAGGAUGGAAUGCACUCCUUGUCCCUGCCUGAGCCUGCGGUCGGCAUGCAGCCUCUUCCCCUAGUGUCCCUAUUCCAGACAUGUCUAGAGGGUGUUGCCAUGGCAGACGUCGUUACUCAAGCAGGGCAUCCCUUUGUAAUGGAACCCUGACACAGCCUGCCUCACUACCCUCAACCCUAGGCUCUGAGCACCUCCUGGGUUUAUUCAGAGUUGGCACAUAACAUGUAGCCCGCUUGGCCUUUCUGGCCUAAGGACACCUCAGGGGUGACAAUACCUGGGCAGAGCCCCAGCACAGACAGUGCAGUCAAAGGGGAGGACCCAGGUCCUGGUGCUGGAGAGCCAUAAUCUCUGAGGACCUACGUGUACCUACUUGCUGAGGAUCGAACUGCAUAUACUAUUGGGAGGAAGACUCUGUUGACCCUAGGUAGUGACAGAAUAGCAAAGUCAAAAGAGAAAAACCAAGUGUUGGGUUCGGGGCUGUCACCUGUGAACAGAAUAAAGCAAAAAAUGGUUAUGAGA